Messenger RNA from Solanum dulcamara, 1315 nucleotides. Its product is annotated as 1-aminocyclopropane-1-carboxylate oxidase 5-like. Gene Ontology annotation, molecular function: dioxygenase activity. The record is from RefSeq and is a predicted model, not a curated record. Lineage: Eukaryota; Viridiplantae; Streptophyta; Magnoliopsida; Solanales; Solanaceae. The coding region runs from base 61 to 1005 and encodes 314 amino acids. The transcript is spliced from 3 exons.
AGAAAAAAAGAACAUAUCUCUCUUUUUGGAUACUUGUAUCUUGUUAUUAUAAUUUCAUCAAUGGCUAUUCCAGUAAUUGAUUUCUCAAAACUUAAUGGAGAGGAGAGAGACAACACUUUGGCUCAGAUUGCCACUUGCUGUGAAGAAUGGGGAUUCUUUCAGUUGGUGAAUCAUGGGAUUCCUGUGGAACUUCUUGAGAAGGUGAAGAUAGUUUCUUCAGAAAGCUUCAAGAAGGAAAGAGAAGAGAAUUUCAACAAGUCAACAGCAAUGAAAUUGUUGAAUGAGAUGGAGAACAAUAAUAGCAAAGUUGAAAAUGAAGACUGGGAAGAUGUAUUCCUUCUCACUGAUGAUAAUGAAUGGCCCUCCAACAUUCCUCAAUUCAGGGAAAUAAUGAAAGAGUAUCGAUCAGAAGUAAAGAAUCUAGCACAACGAGUGAUGGAAGUAAUGGACGAAAACUUAGGUCUACCAAAAGGCUACAUCAAUAAAGCCUUCAAUAACGGCGAAGAAGGUUCCAAAAAUGCAUUUUUCGGGACUAAAAUCAGUCAUUAUCCACCUUGUCCAAAUCCCGAAAUGGUGAAUGGUCUACGAGCACACACCGAUGCUGGUGGUGUAAUUUUGCUUUUUCAGGAUGAUCAAGUGGACGGUCUCCAAAUCCUUAAGGAUGGCGAAUGGAUCGACGUUCAGCCGAUCCAGAACGCCAUCGUCAUCAACACGGGUGACCAAAUUGAGGUCCUUAGUAACGGGAAAUACAAGAGUGUUUGGCAUCGAGUUUUGGCUAAGGAAAGUGGAAAUAGAAGGUCAAUUGCGUCUUUUUACAAUCCUUCUUUAAAAGCUACUAUUGCUCCUGCACCUCAGCUAAUUCAUGUUAAGAAUAAUAAAGAAGAUAAUAAGGUGGAAUUAAUUAGUAAUUAUCCAGCUUUUGUGUUUGGUGAUUACAUGAAUGUUUAUAGUGAACACAAGUUUUCACCUAAAGAGCCAAGAUUCCAAGCUGUCAGAGCCAUGUGAUGAUAUGGUCAAGGAGACAUUUUAUUAUUCCAUUUUAUCAUAGUUUAUUUUAAUUAUUUUUUUUGUAAUGUGUGGAGUCUAUUUUUUUUCCUUCUUUGUUUGGUUCGUAUGGAAUUGUUUGUAUUACUUGUUUGUCAAUCAUCAAUAUAGCAGUGCACAAAAUUAUGCCUGCUUUCUUGGAUUAUUUUUUUUGUAUUUUCUCUUUCGCGAUAUGUAUCUAAAUAUUAAUUCUGUCUUUGUAAAUCACAUAUAUAAUAUGGACAUGCUCUCAUGCAUGUGUGCUUUUAUAAUAUAUAGAUUAAUUAUAUAA